AGCCGCCGCCGCCGUAGCCGCGAUGAGCGUGUACGAUCCGCUCGGGCCCCCGCGGAGGCCCUGGGACGAGGGCCGCCCGCCCCCGGCGUCCCCCUCCAAGCUGGGCCGGCGGGCGGCCUGGGCCUCGGCCUCCUCGCCCUCCCCGCCUCCGUACCCCCCGGAGCUGCCGCAGCUGAGCCCCGAGCUGCUGGGCCUGCGGGCCCGCGAGCGGCAGCAGCUGGCCGAGCUCAACGACCGCUUCGCCGGCUACGUGGAGCGCGUGCGCCGGCUCGAGCAGCAGAACCGCGCGCUGGCGCUCGAGCUGCAGGCGCUGCGCGAGCGCCACCGCGAGCCGCCCCGCCUGCACGCCCUCUACGAGCACGAGAUCCGCGGGCUGCGCGCGCAGCUGGAGGCCGGCGGCGCCGACAAGGCCCGGAUGGAGGCCGAGCGGGAGCGCAUGCGCGCCGCCUACGCCCGCGCCAAGGAGCGGUACCAGGAGGAGCUGCGGGCGCGGCUGGAGGCCGAGGAGCGGCUGCAGCGGGCCCGCGACGGCGCCGACCGGGCGGCGCUGGCCAACAGCGGCCUGGAGGCCGGCAUCGCCUCGCUGCUGGAGGAGAUGGCCUUCCUGAGGAAGCUGCACGGCGAGGAGAGCGCCGAGCUGGAGGGCCGCCUGCAGGCCGCCGCCCUGGCCGUCACCAUGGAGACCGGGGAGGCCGCGGCCGCCGCCGCCGCCGAGCCCGCCGGCCCCGAGCUCGCCCACGCCCUGCGCGACAUCCGCCGCCAGUACGAGCGGCUGGCCCACAAGAACAUGCAGGCGGCCGAGGACUGGUACCGCGCCAAGUUCGCCGCCGUCUCCGAGGCGGCCAGCCGCCACAGCCAGGCCGCCCGCUCCAUCCGCCAGGAGACCGCCGGCUACCACCGCCUGCUGCAGGCCCGCGCCGCCGAGACCGAGCGCCUCAAGGAGGCCAUCCAGGGCCUGCACCGGCAGCUCGAGGGGCUGGAGGAGCGGCAGGGCAAGGAGGUGCACAAGUACCAGGAGAGGAUCAGUGAGUUGGAGAAAGAUAUCAAUGAUGCCAAACAAGAGAUGGCUCGUUACCUGAGAGAAUACCAAGACCUCCUCAAUGUCAAGAUGGCUUUAGAUAUUGAGAUUGCAGCUUACAGGAAACUGCUGGAGGGUGAGGAAUUCCGGUUCAGCUUGUCCUCAGUGCAUCCCUACAGUUAGUCAUCCAUCUGCAGAAUGUUGACCAUGUGGUCCCAUAGCUGACAACACAGAGCACUCAUUAGCCAUUACCCUGUGGUUGUCUUAAAUUCCCUGUUCCCCUUCCAUUUUCAUAGAGACCAGUUACUGAGACCUGCUGACCCUGACCAAAAACCAAAUUCCAAGUUUACACGCAGGACCGGAAGUGUUAGUGUGCCCGUGCAUUUAAACACUAUUCAGUUGAAUGUUCCAGUUUGAAAUGGAAUAACAUGCUAAUAUUGGCUGUUCCAGUCUCUCCCCUCCCCACCUUCCCAGUCUGUCUGUGAGACCCACUGGUCUCAACCUGGGAAGGAAAUCUUCUGUCCCAUUCGCACCAUGAUCCUGUCCCCUCUCAUCCCUGACCCUGUGGCUUCUGAUCUCCUUGCCCCUCACCCUCUGCAACGUGCCCUCUGAGUCAGUGUGAUCCCACUGAGGGGUAAAAUUCCUGGUUAAAAAGGAGCGAUCACACAAUCGGACUGAGCCGAGGAGUCAGAAAAUGAUAGAUGAGAGUGACACCUUAGACAGGAAGUGUGUGUAACAGAGGGACAUGGGGAGUGACUGAGGAAAAGUGUCAGAGACCACGCACCCAAUGAUGCAGUGACAGACAAAGAAACACAGAUUGCAAGAGCAAGAAUAAGAGGGAGGGAGGGGCAUGGGGAAAGACUGAAAGUGACAAAAAGACGAGGUAACACAGUGAUGGAGACAGAGACAUGGAUACAGCGAAAGAAAGGAGAAUGACUGGCAGUGUAACAGACCAAGAUUGAGGUAGUGAGACACAGAAACAAAGAUGCAGAGAGAGAGCCACACACACAGAAGGUAACAGCUUUAGAAAAGCAGAAAUUAAAGGAGACGGAGAGGAAUACAUAGUGCUGGAGACCUGGAGAAUGACAAAGUAACAGAUGAGUGUGAAAGAGAUGGAGACUAAUUUGAUUUUUUUUUGUAGAACCAUGGACCUAAUUACAGUGAAAAAGCUUAGUUUUGUGAGCAGUACAGAGCAAGGCACAAGUUAUACUGCACAGGAAGUGCACAAAGCAAGAUCAAUAUUUAUAAGAUCAACAUUAUUUAAAGUUAGAGAAAGUUAACGGCAGGGAAGAAACUGUUCCUGAAUCUAUUGGUGUAUGUGUUCAGGCUUCAGUAUCUUUUGCCUGACAGAAGAGCUUGUAGGAGAGCAUUACUGGGGUGGGAGGGGGCUUUGUUGGCAGCAAGGGGGUAAAUGGAGUCUGUGGAUGAAAGGUCAGCUUCUGUGAUGGUCUGGACUGUGUACAAAACAGUGACACAGGGUGAGAAUGUAACAGAGGUACCUGGAGAGUGUGUCAGGUAGAGGUAAAGAAUAUCCGCAUGAGAGAGAUUAACAGAAAAAUGAGGGGCAUAGAAAUUGAUAAAGAUAGAAGUAAUUGAGGCAGAGGAAUGGGCAAUAAAUUCUGGCCUAACCAGGGAUUGUCACACCCAUUACUGAAUGAGAGAGAGAGAGAGAGAGAGCAAUAGUGAUAGAGAGACCGUAAGUAACCAAGUCUCAGAUAGAAAGAGAUAGUUGAUAGUGGAAAAAGUCACAAAAUAAAAAGACAGGAUGCUGAGGAUCUGCAAUAAAAACAAAUUGCUGGAGUGACUCAGCAUAUCUGGCAGGAUCUGUAGAGAAAAAGCAGAGUUAAUGUUUUGAGUCCUGUGUGACCUUUAAGGGUCACUAGAUCUUUGUUUCUCUGUGCUGAGUUUCUCCAGCAAUUCCUGUUUUGUUUAGCAAAGUAAUAGAGAAAGUGAGUAUAACAAUGACAGAGGGUCAGAGUAAAACAUAGAAGCACAGGGACAGCAAUAAUCAGACAUGAAGAGCAGAGAGAUGGACAGACGGGAACAUGUACAGGAUAAUGGGGAGACAGUGACUAAGGCAGCAAGGUAGAGUUACUGGGCACAGACAGAUUGAAUACCACAGAUAUGUAGAGUGAAAGAAACAGACUUAAAAAUGGGGAGAGUGAGAGACCGAAUGAUAGAUGCAGAGAAAGAUACAAUUCACAAAUACAGUGAAACCUCGAGGAAUAUAGAUACAAAUAGAAAAGCAACAGAGUAAAGAGGAAGGCUGAUACAAACGUGUGGACUAAGGGCUGGGAUAUGGGGUUGGAAUGGUGAGGUGGCUUUAUUGACUGGAGCAGAAUUGAUGGGCUGAAGGGUUAUCUGAGCUGUAGAUCUCUCUUAACAGUGUAAGCAGAGAUGGGGAGAAGAAAGGAUAUGACGUGAGGUUGUAUUGAGAAAUAGAGGGUGGGGAUGACAGAGGUACAGACCCCAGGAAAUGAGGGAGACUGAAAUGAAGAGGAGCCCCUGGACAUAGAGACAGACUUUAUAAAGCUGGAGCAAGGGUAGGCAUGGACUUAAUCUCAGUUAGAUCACUUACACACUGAAAUCUGGAAAAGUCUGAGGUGAAUGCAGAAGCAGAAAAAGUAGUGGUCCCAGGGCAUGGAGAAAUGGGCCCAGUGAAACAAUCUAAUUCCAAACUAGUCAUGUAAGUGUUAGGCUCUCAGGCGCUCCCAUCUGCUGCAGUCUGAGAUGUCUGUGUGUAGCCACCACUGACACUGAGACUCCCACACACUACAGCAAGCUCUCUGAAUGUAACUGGCUAGUACUGCCUGCCCAGUUACCAUAUGGGCUCAUAGCUCACUGGUGUGGAUAAACAGCCAGCACCAAGACACCACCGUCUGAGAGCACACACAACUCAUUCCACGAGAUGGCCAGUACCCCCAACUGUCUGUUACUGUCCCCAAUCUUGCAGCAUCUCCUGGAAGUGACCAUCUGGAAUCUACAGAAACUGUGGACAGGUUUGAGAUUAGACUUUCUCUGCUUCUAACAAUGUGUGGAUUUCUAACCAGAACACCCAGCCCUGGUACUCACAAUUCCUCACUCCCUCCCUCCCUCAUGUCCCCCACUCUUCCCUUCUCACCUCAUUUACUCCCUCCCUGCUCCCCUCAUCCCUCACUGUUCCCCUCAUCCCUCACUGUUCCUUCCUCCCUCAGUAAGGUGAAGGUCAAUGUAAUUGUUUUUGAGACAAUGCAAAUGUAAUUAGGAAAACUGGUCUGGAAAUUCCAAUUGGUCAGCAAACAAAUUGAAGGUCAAACAAAAAGAUCACUGUGUGGGGAGUGACAAGAAGGCAGUGUGGAUUGCUGUAGAUCCAAUAUGAGGGGAGGUGACAAUGAUAUGUGGGUCCCGUCUAUGCAUUGUAAUGGAUCCAAUGUGAGGGGGGGAUACAACAGUGUCAAAUGGGCCUUGUCUGGGAUCCAGUGUGUGGGGGAGUGACAGUG
This is a messenger RNA of Hemiscyllium ocellatum (epaulette shark), 4497 nucleotides long. RefSeq names its product neurofilament light polypeptide-like. Gene Ontology annotation, cellular component: intermediate filament; cytoplasm; axon. The transcript is spliced from 3 exons. Gene Ontology annotation, molecular function: structural constituent of postsynaptic intermediate filament cytoskeleton. The coding region runs from base 23 to 1201 and encodes 392 amino acids. Lineage: Eukaryota; Metazoa; Chordata; Chondrichthyes; Orectolobiformes; Hemiscylliidae. Gene Ontology annotation, biological process: neurofilament bundle assembly. The record is from RefSeq and is a predicted model, not a curated record.